AUGGCCUCUUUAACCGCCUCCCAUGGCAGCCCUGCGCAGGCGCAUCUGCCUAAAAACGUUCAUCGUGGAGAAGCAGCAACAGAGUCCAGAGAGACCGGGACCGUCGCACCACAGAAGGAUGCACCAAGAGCGAAACCUCUCGCACAUUUCAUCGCAGGAGGAAUCGGUGGAAUGACCGCUGCCACCCUGACGAGUCCCCUCGACGUCCUCAAGACCAGAUUACAAUCCGAUUUUUAUCAGACUCAACUUCAAGCUCUGCGCGCUUCGCAUCCCGUCCGCCCAGCUCCGUUCUUCAUUUCCCUCCCACGCAGCGCACUUGUUCAUUUUAAAGAAACAUUCCAGAUUCUCCAUUCUAUAUAUUCGCAUGAAGGACCUCGCGCUUUGUUCAAAGGUCUCGGACCAAACCUCAUCGGUGUCGUACCUGCACGCGCUAUCAACUUCUACGUCUAUGGAAACGGAAAACGGAUUCUCAGUAAUUACUUUGGUUAUCACGACUCAAUGACUACUCCAUGGAACAUUCAUCUCGCAGCUGCUGCUAUUGCUGGAAUAGCCACUGGAACCGCAACAAACCCCAUCUGGCUCAUCAAGACUCGAUUACAAUUAGACAAGUCGAAUGCGGAAAGCGGCAAAGGUGGAAGGCAAUAUAAGAACAGUUGGGACUGCAUCAAGCAGACAGUCAGACAUGAGGGGAUUCGCGGUUUAUAUAAGGGACUGUCUGCGUCAUAUCUUGGUGUUACCGAGAGCGCGACGCAGUGGGUUCUUUAUGAACAAAUGAAGAUGUUCCUGGCUCGUCGUGAGGCCGCCAAAGCCGCUGACCCGAACCAUGUUCCUUCCACCUGGGACGACGUUGAGACCUGGGGUGGUCGUCUCGUAGCUGCGGGUGCAGCGAAAUUGUUCGCAGCGGUUGUUACAUACCCUCAUGAGGUUGUGCGGACGCGGUUGCGACAAGCUCCUGUUGUGCCGGUGGCAGGGGGUAAGAUGCAGGUCAAAUACACUGGUCUAAUUCAGUGUUUCAAGGUUGUCGCCAAGGAGGAGGGAUUGGCUGGUCUUUAUGGUGGCUUGACACCGCACUUGUUACGUGUGGUGCCGUCGGCAGCCAUCAUGUUUGGAAUGUACGAGGUCAUCCUUCGUCUUUUCGGAACCACUUCUUAG
This is a messenger RNA of Talaromyces marneffei, 1152 nucleotides long. RefSeq lists its product as uncharacterized. Gene Ontology annotation, cellular component: mitochondrion. Gene Ontology annotation, molecular function: pyrimidine nucleotide transmembrane transporter activity. The transcript has 3 exons. Gene Ontology annotation, biological process: pyrimidine nucleotide import into mitochondrion. The coding region runs from base 1 to 1152 and encodes 383 amino acids. The record is from RefSeq and is a predicted model, not a curated record. Lineage: Eukaryota; Fungi; Ascomycota; Eurotiomycetes; Eurotiales; Trichocomaceae.